AUGUCGAUUGUUCAUUCUUUGUACCAAAAAUUAAAAAGUUUGAACAUCAAGGCGUGGCUUAAGGAUAAAGAUUCAACUCCAGGAAAAUGGGAGGCAGAAGAAAUAGUGAAAUGUAUAAAUGAAAGUCGAAAAGUGUUGUUUGUGAUCACCGAAUGUUUUCUGGAGAGUGGUUGGGCCUCAUACGCCGUCCAGAUGGCGGUUACUCACGCCUUCCAUAACCAGCGUCAGAGUUCCAUUGUUGUCAUCAUCAAAGACGAUAUACCGUUAGAGAGACUCCCGAACGAUAUCAAAAAUAUAUUUUGGUGUAUUGAGUAUUUGAGGUGGCCUACAGAACGUGAAAGCGAUGAUUUAAUAAUGGUGGAGUUACCUAAUUUGCUUAGAG
Saccostrea cuccullata (small rock oyster) is the source of this 382-nucleotide messenger RNA. RefSeq names its product toll-like receptor 2 type-2. The annotation marks the transcript as partial. Gene Ontology annotation, molecular function: transmembrane signaling receptor activity. The transcript has a single exon. The record is from RefSeq and is a predicted model, not a curated record. Lineage: Eukaryota; Metazoa; Mollusca; Bivalvia; Ostreida; Ostreidae. Gene Ontology annotation, biological process: inflammatory response; toll-like receptor signaling pathway; immune response. Gene Ontology annotation, cellular component: plasma membrane.